AUGGUUACGAGAUCGAUGGAAGGAAAUGCAGCAAAAGGCGAGAUUUUUGCCGUAAUUCUCGUGCCAUUUGCGCUUAUUUUGCUGAAUGCGGUAGUUCCGGCCUCUUCCGGUGCUUCGGGGUUCGACUACGGCGAGGCCCUGUCGAAGAGCCUCCUUUACUUCGAGGCGCAGCGCUCCGGCCACCUCCCUUACAGCCAGCGCGUCUCCUGGCGUGGCCACUCCGGUCUCCUCGACGGCAUUGAGCAAGGAGUCGAUUUGGUCGGAGGGUACUACGACGCCGGCGACAACGUCAAGUUCGGCCUGCCGAUGGCCUUCACCAUCACCAUGCUGUCGUGGAGCGUCGUCGAGUACGGCGGCGCGAUGUCGGCGGCAGGCGAGUUGGAGCACGCCAUGGAGGCGAUCAAGUGGGGCACGGAUUACUUCAUCAAGGCUCACACUCACCCCAACGUUCUCUGGGUUCAGGUCGGAGAUGGAGACACGGAUCACUAUUGCUGGCAGAGGCCCGAGGACAUGACCACGUCCCGGCAGGCCUUCAAGGUCGACGCGGAGAACCCCGGAUCGGAUGUGGCGGCGGAGACGGCGGCAGCCAUGGCGGCCGCCGCGAUCGUCUUCAAGCAGAGCAAUCCGCAUUACUCCCACCUCCUGCUCCACCACGCUCAACAGCUUUUUGAGUUCGGGGACAAGUACAGGGGGAGGUACCAUGAGAGCGUGGCGGAGGCGGCGGGCUACUACCCGUCGAGGAGCGGGUACGGGGACGAGCUGCUGUGGGCGGCGCUGUGGUUGCACCGGGCGACGGGGAGGGCGGAGUACUUGGACUACGUGGUGGAGAAGGCGUACGAGUUGGGCGGCGCCGCCUGGGCCGUCGCCGAGUUUAGCUGGGACAUCAAAUACGCCGGCGUCCAAAUUCUUGCUUCCAAGCUGCUGAUGGAGGAAGGGAGGCGCGAGCUGCGGCUCCAGGGGAAGGAGAAGAGCACGUUGGAGCAGUACAAAUCCAACGCCGACCACUUCCUCUGCGCCUGCCUCUCCAUGAACUCGGAUGAUUCCGGCAGCAACGUCGCCCGUACGCCCGGCGGCCUGCUCUUCGUCCGCCCCUGGAACAACUUGCAGUACGCGGCCGGCGCCGCCUUCCUGCUGGCCGUCGCCUCCGACAGCCUCGCCGCCUCCGGGGGGCGGGCCCUGCUCUGCUCUCGAGGGCCGGUGGGCCCGCGAGACCUGAUGGGCCUGGCGAGGGGCCAGGCCGACUACAUCCUCGGCGACAACCCGAUGGGGCUCAGCUACUUGGUGGGCUUCGGACCACGGUUUCCCAGAAGGGUGCACCACCGGGCGGCGUCGACGGCGCCGCACAAGGAGGAGAAGGGCUUCAUCGGGUGCGCGCAGGGGUACGACGCGUGGUUUGGGCGGCGGGGGUCCAAUCCGAACGUGGUGGCGGGGGCGAUCGUGGGCGGUCCGGACGGCGGCGACGCGUUCGAGGACCGGAGGGGGAACUACAUGCAGACGGAGGCGUGCACGUACAACACGGCGCCCAUGGUGGGGGUCUUCGCCAGGCUGCGUAAUGAGACGACGGAAUCGAGGAGGAAGCGCCGGCGAGCGACGAGAGGAGGCAUGUCGGCUUGA
This is a messenger RNA of Zingiber officinale, 1614 nucleotides long. RefSeq names its product endoglucanase 11-like. The record is from RefSeq and is a predicted model, not a curated record. The transcript has 5 exons. Gene Ontology annotation, molecular function: hydrolase activity, hydrolyzing O-glycosyl compounds. Bases 1 to 1614 code for a protein of 537 amino acids. Lineage: Eukaryota; Viridiplantae; Streptophyta; Magnoliopsida; Zingiberales; Zingiberaceae. Gene Ontology annotation, biological process: carbohydrate metabolic process.